AACUACUGAGCCGACUGAUGUCAGCACCCUGACAAGUGACAUUUGUUCAUAACCUCACUUACCCAAUUUCUCUAGAAAUAAACUGCUAUAAUUUAAAUUUGCUAAUUCACACCAACUUUGUGCAUAAAUAAAAAAUGCCGCAAAACGCGAACCUAUCGGACGUCAUCACCCUCAUCAGCGACAUCAAACACGGAAAAGUGUUUAGUUCGUACGAAAUUGCCCUCAGGACCGAAAACUUACUAGAAAAAGUAAUAUCCGAGGAAAAAUGGGCCAACGCAAAAGAAUUAAUGCAGCAGAUUAAGGGCAAAAUUCAACAAGUCACGCAAAGUUUGCCCCUUGAGACGACCGCUACGAAUAUUAUGAGACACAUUUUAAAAGUAAUUAGGGAGGAAUGUGACCAAGUUUCAAAGAAAAAGGGCGAAGGGCAAUCCUUGCACCAGUUGGUCACCGCCGACCAAAGCGAAGAACGCGACUACUCAGAAUCUCACGGUGAUUUAAAAAAUUGUUUGCUCGACCAUUUAACAGAAUACAAAGUUGAGUUGGAAACAAGCACUGAAAACAUAGCGGCGCAAGCUUUGGAACACAUUCACACAAAAGAAAUCAUUUUAACUGUGGGUAAAUCGAACACAGUUGAGAAAUUUCUUAAACACGCCGCUGGACAAAGAAGUUUUCAGGUCAUUGUAGUGGAAGCAGGACCUUUAUAUCACGGACACAAAAUGGCUGCUAGUUUGGCGCUCAGUGGCAUUCAAACAACUGUCAUUCCUGAUUCCGGGGUUUUUGCAAUGAUGUCCAGAGUGAAUAAGGUUAUUAUUGGAACGCAUAGCGUUAUGGCUGAUGGAGGGCUGCGGGCAGCCAGUGGCGUACAUGGGGUAGCUCUGGCAGCUAAGCAUUACUCAGUUCCGGUUAUGGUGUUGGCACACAUGUAUAAGUUAACUCCUAGUUACGUGUGUUCACAUGAAAAAGACACUUUUAAAAUGUGCGCCUCCCCGGCUAAUAUUAUUCCGUACUCCACUGGACCCCUCUUGAAUAAAAUCAACGUGUAUAACCCCAUUUUUGAUUAUGUGCCGCCUGAACUUGUCACUCUUUUUAUAUCUCAUCAGGGUGGAAAUGCACCUUCAUACGUCUAUCGCCUCUUGUCAGAGUUGUACCACCCCGACGACUACGAACUUUACUGAACGCUUGACUAACCAACCACCUGAAAAAUAAAUGUAUGCAAAUGAAACACAAUGUAUUAUUUUUUUAUUUACUUAGAAAAUGUUGCCAUUAAAUAUUUAUAACUUAAA
Molecule: messenger RNA, 1283 nt
Organism: Zophobas morio
Lineage: Eukaryota; Metazoa; Arthropoda; Insecta; Coleoptera; Tenebrionidae
Gene: eIF2Bbeta
Product: translation initiation factor eIF2B subunit beta
Exons: 7
Coding region: 135-1175 (346 amino acids)
Biological process (GO): translational initiation
Cellular component (GO): eukaryotic translation initiation factor 2B complex
Molecular function (GO): translation initiation factor activity; guanyl-nucleotide exchange factor activity
Source: RefSeq, a predicted model, not a curated record